Messenger RNA from Bombus pascuorum, 683 nucleotides. RefSeq names its product pre-mRNA-splicing factor ATP-dependent RNA helicase PRP16-like. The record is from RefSeq and is a predicted model, not a curated record. The transcript is spliced from 2 exons. The coding region runs from base 402 to 683 and encodes 93 amino acids. NCBI's taxonomy places the organism in Eukaryota, Metazoa, Arthropoda, Insecta, Hymenoptera, Apidae.
CCAGUAUUUUGAACUGGCUGAGAAGAUGACGAGAGCAGUAACUGCCCGUAGAAGAAGAUACAACGGGGCAUGAAGGGACAACCCUGAUGACUGCCGACAGGUAUUACCGGGGCUGUCUGUCCUCAAAGCAGAGGAAGAGGGAGGAGGGGUUUUUAGUGGGUAUGGCAACAACAUCCGCCCGAGUCCCACAUAACCCAGUGAUGCGGGUCACUGGGCAUGCGUAACAGCAUUUUCCCCUCCUCACGCAAAAAAAAAAAAAAAAAAAAAAAAAAAAAAAAAAGUAUCGGAGAACCGGGUACGCCUGUUCCUUAUCGUAAUACUCCAAGUAGAUUGGAGUUAUAAUUGUUCAGAUUUUCAAUGAAAUGUAAAUAUAAGACUACGUGGUGUAUCAUCAACUUGUGAUGACUGGCAAGAAGGAGUACAUGCAAUGCGUUACUGCCGUUGAUGGCCACUGGCUAGCCGAAUUGGAUCCUACGCUUUUUAGCGUGAAGGAAACUGGACGAAGCGGACGAGCAAAAAGACGUACAAGACAUUCACAUGAAAUGGAAGGGCAGAUGAAAGAAGCGGAAGAAGAAAUGAAAGCUAGGGCCCGAGAACAACUUGAAGGUGAACAAGCUUCUAUCAGGAAGAAGGAAAUAUUGACGCCAGGUAUCGGAGAACCGGGUACACUUGUCCUUUUUUAA